AUGAUGAACCGGUGCUUCAGCUGCCUCAACGGUGGCGGCGGCGAGACCGAACCGGAGGCUGCCGCCAGUCGUCGUCGGAGAAACCCCCCGUCGAGGAGGGCGUCCAGGAACAGGAACCGCAGCGUGGAGUUCCCGUGGGAGAUGUUCACCCUCAAGGAGCUCGUGCAGGCGACCAAUAACUUCAACGAUAGCAACAAGCUCGGCGAGGGCGGCUUCGGCACCGUCUACUGGGGCCGCACCUCCAAAGGCGUUGAGAUCGCGGUGAAACGGCUGAAGGCGAUGACGGCAAAGGCGGAGAUGGAGUUUGCGAUCGAGGUAGAGAUUCUGGGCCGCGUCCGCCACCGCAACCUGCUCAGCCUCCGCGGCUUCUACGCCGGCGGCGACGAGCGGCUCAUCGUGUACGACUACAUGCCCAACCACAGCCUCCUCACCCACCUCCACCCGCACCGCGGCACCCCGGCUUCGCAGCAGCACCCGCCCCUUGACUGGCCGCGCCGCGUCUCCAUCGCCCUCGGCGCCGCCCAGGGCCUGGCCUACCUGCACCAUGAGGCCACCCCGCACAUCAUCCACCGCGACAUCAAGGCCAGCAACGUGCUGCUGGACGCGGAUCUGGUGCCCAAGGUGGCCGACUUCGGCUUCGCCAAGCUCAUCCCGGACGGCGUCACUCACCUCACCACCCGGGUCAAGGGCACGCUCGGGUACCUGGCGCCGGAGUACGCCAUGUGGGGCAAGGUCUCUGAGAGCUGCGACGUGUACAGCUUCGGGUGUGUGGAAUUGGUGGUGGGUCUUGUUUGGUGA
Molecule: messenger RNA, 798 nt
Organism: Lolium rigidum
Lineage: Eukaryota; Viridiplantae; Streptophyta; Magnoliopsida; Poales; Poaceae
Product: PTI1-like tyrosine-protein kinase At3g15890
Exons: 4
Coding region: 1-798 (265 amino acids)
Biological process (GO): protein phosphorylation
Molecular function (GO): ATP binding; protein kinase activity
Source: RefSeq, a predicted model, not a curated record